AUGGCCGCCGCCACCGCCACGGCGUCGGCGUCGUGGCUUCUCCAGAGGUCUAUAUCCUCCGCAUUCCUUGCGGGGCGCGCGGGCCCUAGCAUCCUGCGUACAACCCUCUGCUAUUCCUCAUCCGCAUCCGCCUGCCCCAAACCAACGCCGUCCCUGUCUCCGCCUGACACAUCCGCCAAUGAUGGCGGCGGGCUUCAAAAGCAGCAAGAGCUUGGCGUGGAUUCGACUAACAAAGGCUUGUAUGCAUGCUUAGAAUGGACUAAUUUCAGAGCAUGGGAGGAUGAUCCUGAUGGUAUUGCUCUUGCCAGUUUCAUCAACUCAAAUUUGCCAGACAAUGUGAGGGUUUUUAGUAUCUUGCCUGCACAAAGGAGUUUUGAUGUAAGGAGGGAGUGCUUAUACCAUGAGUAUUUCUAUCUUCUUCCUGCUGAAGUUAUUGGAAUUAAAGAUGGUUAUAGCCCUGAAGAAAUGCAAGAGCACUUGUCUGAAUUCAACAGCAUACUGAAAGGUUUCGAGGGAAACCAUCCAUUUCAUAAUUACACAGCACGUGCCAAGUAUAAGAAGGUCCUCGCGGGAAGACACCAAAGGGUGAAAGGAGCAAGCUCGACGUUGAAGUCCAUGUCCUCCGAAAUGGGUAUGGCAGAAAGCUCUUCUGAAGAAAGCACUUCUUCAGAUCAUGAUGAGGACUUGAAUAUUUCAUCAAUCAUUGACACUGGUGCAUCAGAAGACAAUUGUGUGAAUGAUAUUCUGAAACUUUCUGAGAAUCGGGUGCAGAUUCAAGCUAGGUGGCUGCAUGAACCUGAUGAAAGUGAUAGAUUAAAUGCUUCACAUUUUAGAGAUAUCAUUACCUGUUCCUGUGGAGAGUUGCAAACUUCAUCAGGAAUUCAAUUUGUGGAAUUGACCAUAUGCGGGGUAUCUUUCAUGCUACACCAGAUCCGGAAAAUGGUUGGAACUGCCGUGGCAGUGAAGCGUGGAUUACUACCAAAAGAUAUCAUAGAACUGUCUCUUGCAAAGUUUUCUAGAAUCGUUCUACCGAUAGCCCCUUCAGAAGUUCUGAUCCUUAAGGAUAAUAGUUUCUGCACGAAGAGCAAGGAAGGGAGAAUUGUUCGCCCGGGGAUCCAGUCAAUGAACAAGUCAGCAGCAAUCAGGAAAUGGGUUGAGGAAUUCUACAAGGCGGCUCUUCUGCCAGAAGUAGCGAAGUUCUUGGAUCCCUCUAUGCCACCGUGGAAAGAAUGGCCGGAGAACUUGGACAGGUUCGCUGGCAUACCAGAUUCACAGCUGGACGAAGUUAGGGAGGCCUACAGAGCAUGGAGGGCUGAUUAUGACCGCGUGAAGAUGGCUAGAAAGAGUGUUAGCAGUGUCUAA
Molecule: messenger RNA, 1362 nt
Organism: Miscanthus lutarioriparius
Lineage: Eukaryota; Viridiplantae; Streptophyta; Magnoliopsida; Poales; Poaceae
Source: the annotation of a GenBank genome assembly